CAGUGGUAGCACCUCGUGGGAGCGUGGAAGCGUCGUUCUGCCCAAGCUGAAGACUUGGGAGGAUAGAGAAGAAAUCUGGAAGACGAGCUAAUACGUAAUUAAUCGAAAAUGCUGGUGUUAUUUGAAACUGCGGCGGGCUAUGCAAUUUUCAAAGUCCUGGACGAGCAGAAGCUCCAGGAGGUGGACAGUCUAUGGAAGGAGUUUGAGACGCCAGAAAAUGCCAAUAAAAUAGUGAAGCUAAAACAUUUUGAGAAGUUCCAGGACACCACAGAGGCUUUGGCAGCUGCCACAGCUCUGGUGGAGGGUAAGAUUGGGAAGAGUCUGAAGAAGGUGCUGAAGAAAGUGGUGGCCAAAGAAGCACACGAGCAGCUGGCCAUCAGUGAUGCUAAGCUGGGCGGAGUCAUCAAAGACAAGCUGAACCUUAGCUGUGUGCACAGCCCCGCGGUGGCAGAGCUGAUGAGGGGCAUUAGGAACCAGAUGGAGGGGCUGAUCACGGGGCUGCCGGCCCGCGAGUUAAGCGCCAUGUCCCUGGGGCUGGCACACAGCCUCUCGCGAUACAAGCUCAAGUUCAGUCCUGACAAAGUGGACACCAUGAUCGUCCAAGCCAUUUCUCUUUUGGAUGAUCUGGACAAGGAGCUGAACAAUUACAUCAUGCGCUGCAGAGAGUGGUACGGCUGGCACUUCCCUGAGCUGGGCAAGAUCAUCACAGACAACCUGGCCUACUGCAAGAGCGUGCGCAAGAUAGGCGACCGCACUAAUGUGGCGACCACCGACCUCUCGGACAUUCUGCCCGAGGAGGUGGAGGCGGAGGUCAAGCUGGCGGCUGAGAUCUCCAUGGGAACGGAGGUGUCCGAGCAGGACAUCAGCAACAUCAUGCACCUGUGUGACCAGGUGAUUGAGAUCUCAGAGUACCGUGCCCAGCUGUACGACUACCUGAAGAACCGAAUGAUGGCCAUUGCGCCCAACCUGACUGUGAUGGUGGGGGAGCUGGUCGGAGCUCGUCUGAUCUCCCAUGCAGGGUCCCUGUUGAAUUUGGCCAAACACCCCGCCUCCACCGUGCAGAUCCUGGGUGCAGAGAAGGCCCUGUUUAGAGCCCUGAAGACCCGCCGGGACACCCCGAAAUAUGGGCUCAUUUACCACGCCUCUCUGGUGGGGCAGACCACAGCCAAAAACAAGGGCAAGAUCUCCAGGAUGCUGGCAGCCAAGGCAGCGCUGGCCAUCCGGUACGAUGCCCUCGCCGAGGACACCAGUGCAGAAAUGGGCGCCGAGCACCGGGCCAAGCUGGAGGCCAGACUGCGCCACUUAGAGGAGAAGGGGAUCAGACGCAUCAGUGGAACAGGGAAAGCUCUGGCUAAAGCUGACAAAUACCAACAUAAAAGCGAUGUCAAAGUGUACGACCCAUCUGGAGACUCCACACUUCCGACCGUGUCAAAGAAGAGGAAGUUUGAGGAGGUGGAGGAGGAAGAGGAGGCGGCCAAGCCAGCAGAAGUCAAAGCCAAGAAAGUUAAAAAGGAAUCCGUGCCUGAAGAAUCAGCGGCGGCAGCAGAGACAGAGGAAACUCCCAAGAAGAAGAAGAAAAAGAAGAAGCAGGAGGCAGCCGAGGAGGCCACGGAGGAGGCGAUGGAGGAGGUGAAGGGGGAAGAGGAGGCCGGUGGCAGCCAAGCAGCAGAGGAGACGACAGAAAAGAAAAAGAAGAAAAAGAAAAAGAAGGUCAAGGAAGAGGAAGAGGCCUGAGGAUAAAAAGGAACUGCAUAUACUUUUAGUUUUAGUUUUACUUUUUUUGUUGUACAUGCCAAGAAUGCUCCCCCAAGAGACUCGGAACUGCAGGAAUCUGUGGAAAUUGCUGCCCUUCACAGACUGACUUCAGUGUUCAUGCAAAAAUAAAAUUCACCUAAAACAUUUUCACCUUUGAUCUUCCAUUUUGAAAUCACCCCACCAAAGCAAGGAUGAGAUUGACAACUGAUGAAAAAGUGAUCUUGUGUAAAUCAUGCCUGAUUUCCCAGUUUUUUUUUUUUUUUAAGAUGGGUACAACCAUUUUAGUACCUUGUCAGAUAGAAAGGUUUCAGUUAUGUUUUUAUGCAUGGUCAAAGUGGUGUCCUUGGUUUGGCAAGAAUGUUAGUCCAAGGUUCCUGGAAAUGCAUGCCAAAAGUUUUUGGCUUAUACAUGCUUCUAUACUGUAUAUUUUUUCUAUAUGAAAUUCAAACAAGGAUUAUUUGUACAUUGUCAAAUUCAGAUGUCCUUUGUGAAUUAUGUCAACUAGUGCA
Megalops cyprinoides (Indo-Pacific tarpon) is the source of this 2264-nucleotide messenger RNA. It is a transcript of the gene nop58, whose product is annotated as NOP58 ribonucleoprotein homolog (yeast). The coding region runs from base 109 to 1734 and encodes 541 amino acids. Gene Ontology annotation, molecular function: snoRNA binding. Lineage: Eukaryota; Metazoa; Chordata; Actinopteri; Elopiformes; Megalopidae. The record is from RefSeq and is a predicted model, not a curated record. The transcript is spliced from 15 exons. Gene Ontology annotation, cellular component: box C/D methylation guide snoRNP complex; small-subunit processome.